Messenger RNA from Acomys russatus (golden spiny mouse), 2608 nucleotides. It is a transcript of the gene Pla2g4f, whose product is annotated as phospholipase A2 group IVF. The record is from RefSeq and is a predicted model, not a curated record. NCBI's taxonomy places the organism in Eukaryota, Metazoa, Chordata, Mammalia, Rodentia, Muridae. Gene Ontology annotation, molecular function: calcium ion binding; calcium-dependent phospholipid binding. Gene Ontology annotation, cellular component: cytosol. Gene Ontology annotation, biological process: glycerophospholipid catabolic process.
GGCUACUGGCCAUGCCCUGGACCCUCUGGCCAAAGUGGUUGGAAGGCAAGGGACUGCCUCUUCUUGGAGCAGUGCUGCUGCGGAAGAGAGAAAAGGGGGAGCCACAAUGGAGCCAUUGGCGGAGGGAGACCCACCCAUACUACGACCUCCAGGUGAAGGUGCUGAGGGCCAGAAACAUCCAGAACACAGAUCUGUUGUCCAAAGCUGACUGCUAUGUCCAACUGUGGCUGCCCACAGCUUCUUUUAGCCCCACUCAGACAAGGACAGUGCCUAACUGCAGUGACCCGGAGUGGAACGAGACCUUUCACUAUCAGAUCCAUGGUGCCGUGAAGAAUGUCCUGGAGCUUACCCUCUAUGACAAGGAUUUCCUGGACAGUGACAAGAUCUCUUUACUUCUGUUUGACCUGAGUAGUCUCCAGCUAGGCCAGCCUUACACAGAAAACUUCACUCUGAACCAGCAGGGUUCAGAAGAACUGCAAGUAGAAUUUACUCUGGAGAAGAGUCAGGUGCCUGCAUCUGAAGUCAUCACCAAUGGGGUCCUGGUGGCUCACCCCUGUCUGAGAAUCCAGGGCACGCUCAAGGGAGACAAGACAGCUUCACUUAGAGAGUAUGGGUCGAGGCAGAUCCAGCUGGCAGUUCCUGGGGCCUAUGAGAAGCCACAGUUAGUGCCUCUGCAGCCGAACAUGGAGCCACCCACCUUUACCUUCCACAUGAACCCGGUGCUGAACCCGAAGCUGCACAUGGAGCUGGAAAAAAAGCCCCUCGUUUUACAGAGUGGUCCAAGUGGUAAGCUGGAGGCCCAGGCCAGCAAGGAGGACAAGGCAGGCAUCCCGCUCUCCUCUCUGCCCCUCGGCCAGGAGGAACAGCACUUUGUAGUCCUGGAGGAGGGCCAGGAGGUGACUCUGAGUGUGACAGCAGAAGUCAGCAGCUCUGGGGACUUAGACCUGCGCCUUGGCUUCGAGCUCUGUGAUGGGGAGCUGGAAUUUCUGCACAAAAGGAAGCAAGUCGCAUCCAAGGCCCUGCAGCAGGUGAUGGGACUGAGCAAGACUCCACACUGUGAUCAGGUGCCUGUGGUAGCCGUGAUAGGUUCUGGGGGUGGAACCAGAGCCAUGACUUCUCUGUACGGCAGCCUGGCCGGGCUGCAGGAGCUUGGCCUUCUGGAUGCUGUGACUUACCUGAGUGGGGUGUCUGGGUCUACCUGGUGCAUCUCUACACUCUUCAAGGAUGCAUCCUGGUCCCAGAAGUCUUUGCAGGGUCCCAUUGAGCAUGCCUCGGCUCGAGUCUGCAGCAGUAAGAUAGGGUUGCUGUCCCCGGAGCAGCUGCAGUACUACUCCCGGGAAAAGGCUGUCUGGGAGAGCAGAGGCCACAGCAUGUCCUUCACUGACUUCUGGGGCCUCAUCAUUGAGUAUUUCCUGAACCAGACAGAAAACCCUGCCAAGCUGUCAGACCAGCAAGAAAUAGUCAGCCAGGGUCAGAACCCUUAUCCCAUCUAUGCCAGUGUCAAUGUCCACACAAACAUCAGUGGGGAAGACUUUGCAGAGUGGUGCGAGUUCACCCCCUAUGAGGUUGGUUUCCCCAAGUAUGGGGCUUAUGUUCCCACCAAACUCUUCGGCUCUGAGUUCUUCAUGGGCCGGCUGCUGCACCUCUGGCCAGAGCCCCGCAUCUGUUACUUGCAGGGGAUGUGGGGCAGUGCUUUCGCAGCCAGCCUGUAUGAGAUCUUCCUGAAGACGGGAGGCUCAGGUCUCGGCUUUCUGGACCGGCACAGAGGCAGUGUAAAUGUCACAGAUGACUGCCCAAAUUCUCGGCUGAAGGACCCCACACGGCUGCCUACCAGGCUCUUCAUCCCACAGAGUCCCUUCUCUCAGGCUGUACUGGACAUUUUCACCUCUCGCUUUACUUGUGCCCAGAACUUCAACUUCACCCGAGGUCUCUGCCUGUAUAAGGACUACGUGGCUAGCAGAAACUUUGUGGCCUGGAAAGACAGACACCCUGAUGCCCGCCCCAGUCAGCUCACACCCAUGAAGGAGUGCCUGUCCCUAGUAGACGGAGGCUUUGCCAUCAACUCACCAUUUCCACUGAUCCUGCAGCCCCAACGGGCUGUGGACCUCAUUGUGUCCUUUGACUAUUCCUUGGAAGCUCCCUUUGAGGUCUUGCAGAUGACGGAGAAAUACUGCCUGGACCGAGGGAUCCCCUUCCCCAAGAUUGAGGUGGGCCCCCAGGACUUUGAGGACCCCCGUGAGUGCUAUCUGUUCACCAAGGCAGAGGACCCCUGCUCGCCCAUCGUGCUGCAUUUCCCCCUUGUCAACAGGACCUUUCGCACAUAUCUGGCCCCAGGUGUGGAACGACAAACUGAUGAGGAGAAGGCUUUUGGGGACUUUACCAUCAACAGGGCAGAUACCCCCUAUGGAAUGCUGGACUUCACCUACGAGCCCAGGGAGUUUGAUCGAUUGGUGACCCUGAGUCGCUACAACGUCCUGAACAACAUGGAGACUAUCAGGCAUGCCCUCCAGCUGGCUCUGGACCGGCGGCGACAGGCUGGAGUAAGGGUUGGGGGCUGACCAGACGAGAGUCAGAGGACCAUGGUAGAGAUGUGAUGGAGGACCCUAGG